GCCACUUUUCAAAGUUCUUCCUCACGAGACACAGGAAAGAAUUCAAGAUAAAGAGACUGGAGAUGAGUGAAAACUAAGGUGAUGAGAAUGGAAUGGGAUCAACAGCAAGAGAAUCAACUCCAACACCAGGGGGAAGAAAAUGGGGAUGGAGUGAUGUAUGUCAAAGUGAUGACCGACGAGCAGCUGGAGACUCUCCGCAAGCAGAUUGCUGUUUAUGCCUCCAUCUGCCAGCAGCUGGUGGAUAUGCACAAGAACCUCACUGCCCACCAAGAUCUUACUGGAGGGAGGUUGGGAAAUCUGUACUGUGACCCUUUAAUGACAAGCGGCGGACACAAAAUCAGUGGCAGACAGCGGUGGACACCAACGGCCGUGCAACUCCAAAUACUGGAACGUAUAUUCGAGGAGGGGACCGGGACUCCGAGCAAGCAAAAGAUCAAAGAGAUAACCGCUGAACUGAGCCAGCACGGCCAAAUCUCUGAAACAAACGUGUACAACUGGUUUCAGAACAGACGAGCAAGAUCCAAGAGGAAGCAAGUGGCAGUGGCUGCAUCCUCCAACAAAAACGGUUCCGAAUCAGGGGUGGAGACCGAAGUGGAGUCACCAAAGACAAAGCCGGGGAACCUUCUUCUCCUACCUCAAGCUCAACAAGAUGUGUGCUUUCAGAACCCGGCUGAGAUAACCUCUCAACUGCAUUUCUUGGGCGGCGGCUACCACCAUGCAUGGCAGGGUUGA
Molecule: messenger RNA, 732 nt
Organism: Hibiscus syriacus
Lineage: Eukaryota; Viridiplantae; Streptophyta; Magnoliopsida; Malvales; Malvaceae
Product: WUSCHEL-related homeobox 13-like
Exons: 2
Coding region: 82-732 (216 amino acids)
Molecular function (GO): DNA-binding transcription factor activity; DNA binding
Source: RefSeq, a predicted model, not a curated record